Molecule: messenger RNA, 1830 nt
Organism: Knipowitschia caucasica
Lineage: Eukaryota; Metazoa; Chordata; Actinopteri; Gobiiformes; Gobiidae
Source: the annotation of a GenBank genome assembly
AUGAGUGGAAGCAAGACAACUCUGGAGGAUCUGCCCAUUGUCAUCGGAGAAGAUAUAAAGUGUCUUCUCAGAUCCUUCUGGGACAAACUUCGAGCUCAGGACAUCACUGAGCAGGAGGCCAAGGCCAAGAUGGAGGACAUGUUCAUGGAUCUGAUCCGUGUGUCGGCCAAUGAGGUCCUCAGGGCGCUGGUGACCGGGAAGUGCCUUUAUGAGUGUUCCCCUGGUGAGGUGCAGGUGUCGCACACAGGAGUCAGAGCUUCUCUCAGCCCCAUCUUCAGAACCUUCCUGAAAACCAAGUCCACAGAUGAGUUCGUCGCCCUGGACCGAGUCAUCAAACUCCUCAGUGCAGAAGUGACUAAGACGGUCAACUCUGUGCUGAAGGACAACUGUGGCUUUGAGAGUCUGCUGCUGGUGGAGCAGAAGGACUGCUCCACAGCACGGAGCACUCUGCACCACAUCGCUGCUCAGGCUUCUAUGUUCCUGCCCCACAUGACCUUCUCCGACCAGUGGGACCGACUCAUACAGGCCGAGAUCUCCAAAGGUCUCACUGAGAGCCACCUGAAAACAGAGGUGCUGGAAGUGGAGACGUCCAUCGAAGCGACUGAAGAGUCAGAACAGGAGAGAGCGAGGACAGAGGUCAGUGAGAGAAACCCUUCCCCGGGUCGAGCUCAUGUCUCUGCAGAACCUCUGAUGGAGCAGAUGGAGGUGAAGCAGGAGGAGUGGGACAUUCUUUCAUUUGGAGAAGUCCUGAUGCAGAGACACUCCCCUGGGGUCCCCCACGAGGAGACCGAGACCCGUGAGGCCGAGACCCGUGAGGCCGAGACCCGUGAGGCCGAGACCCGUGAGACCGAGACCCGUGAGGCCGAGACCCGUGAGGCCGAGACCCGUGAGGCCGAGACCCGUGAGGCCGAGACCCGUGAGGCCGAGACCAAUGGGACCGAGACCCAUGAGACCGAGACCCAAACCCAUGAGACUGAGACCCAUGAAACUGAGACUCAUCAGACCGAGCAGACCUCGUCGUGUGAACCGCCACAGAACCAGGAACCAGCUCAGAGGUCUUUGACCAAACCAAAGAAGAAGAAGAAGAGAAAGCAGAGACCGGCCCAGGACCUGCAGAGUGGGCUUGAAGUUACCAAGACCCCGGUUGAAAGAUUUUCCAUGAGUGAUUCAGAAAAGUCUCCCCGUGUUGCUCCUGCACAGGUGACUUCAUCCAUCAGCGAGCCUCAGCAGGUGAAAACCAUCAGGUAUAACUCUGAUGCCCUGGUCCUGAUCCCAGACCAGACCUCACAGACUGAGGAGGACCAGACCCCAAUGAAGAGCAUCUCCAUGAGCGAGCGAGAAAGGUCUCCCAUAAAGACCAGAUACUCUCCCUCUGAAACCCCGCUCAGGCCUCUGCAGCUGGUCCCAGACCAGGUCCCAGACCAGGCCUCAGAUCUCAUCAGGAAGAACCAUGAGGUCUCCUCUCAGUGGGAGACCAGUCAGAUCCAGGAUCUAGCGUGGGGGGUGUCCAGACAUAUUCUCCAGGACAAAGACCUGUCUCCGACACAUCCUCUGGUGACAAAGCUGUCUCAGCGACUGGAGGAACAAAUGUGGGAGUGGAGGAUAAAGGAGAGUCCGGACUGCAUCAAAAGAAUCACUUGUGACGUUUACAAAGAGCUGUGCUCAGGAAACAAGAAGACAUGGGUCCACUUUGCUGCUUUGAUCCAAGAAGGUUUCAGCGACUGCAUCAUCUCAGAGAUCCACAACCGCCUGGUUGGACCCAAGAAGAAGAGGAGCAGACUGAGCUCCUUCUUCCACUCAGUCCACCACGCGCUGUGUAGAUACUGUUAA